Molecule: messenger RNA, 1639 nt
Organism: Aspergillus brunneoviolaceus CBS 621.78
Lineage: Eukaryota; Fungi; Ascomycota; Eurotiomycetes; Eurotiales; Aspergillaceae
Product: concanavalin A-like lectin/glucanase
Exons: 2
Coding region: 297-1301 (334 amino acids)
Biological process (GO): proteolysis
Molecular function (GO): glutamic-type endopeptidase activity
Source: RefSeq, a predicted model, not a curated record
AUCCGGAAUCCGGGCGCAAUCAAUCCCAAACCGAGCCCUAAGUGACUGGACUCAGGCAAUAGCCAUAUAACUUGCAGGGUCUGCCACGCCCGCACCAUCGCCAUGUUUUUCUGGUCUUUAUCAACCAAGAUCUGUGAUCUGAGGUGCUACGUACCUUUCCCUUCCUUUUCAUUAGAGCUGUGCUCGUUUCCGUUCUCUAUCUAGACUACUCCACCUCUUGGGGGCACAUACAUUCUUUAACUUUGUUCUUUUUUGCUACCUUCAUUUGACAUUACCUGAAAGCAUCAGUACCGACAAUGAAGCUCACCACCUCCCUGGCAGUCAGCGCUCUUCUGGCCGCAGGCACCGCUCUAGCCGCGCCCCACGAGGCCCGCCAGCAGCGCCGCCAAUUCGGCAGCGGCGUCCCCGACGGCGACGGCGCAGCAGCAGCAGUGAACGGCUUCACCAGCGGCGGCCGAAACCAAGGCCAGGGGCAGGGGCAGGGGCAGGGGCACACCGACUGCAACAGCAGCAGUCACCAACAACAACCGACCCAAACGGCCGCCCCAACGAGCUACCACUACACCAACCCCAGCGUGGCGGCGCCCACCACCACCGCGAGCGUGGACCACCGCGCCAGCACCAGCACGGCGACCAACUACCAGAUCAACGAGAACUGGGCGGGCGCGGUGCUGGAAUCGGCGCCGGCGUCCAGCGCGACGUACACGUACGUGGCGGCGACGUUCACGCUGCCGGCGGUGACGCCGACGGCGGCGGCCAGCAGCGCGGACACGCAGGCGGUCUCGUUCUGGGUGGGGAUCGACGGGGCGACGGCGGGUAACUCGAUCUGGCAGACGGGGGUGGACAUCUACGUGGACAGCCGGAACGAGACCUCGUUCGCGGCGUGGUACGAGUGGUACCCGGCCAACUCGGUGGACGUGGAGAUGGACUUCGCGAUCGGGGAUGUGGUGUUCGCCUCGGUCGAGGCGACGAGCAGCACGGCGGGCACGGCGGUGAUCGAGAACCGGACCACCGGCAAGAAGCUGACGAUGCACGCGACGGCGCCGAGUGACAGUGCCAAGCUCGAGGGGCAGAAUGCCGAGUGGAUCGUCGAGGAUCUGGCGGUGGAUGGGGACGGGUUGACGCUCGUGGGCUUUGAGGAUGCCGUGUUCACGGGCUGUGUGGCCGAGACGGCGGAUGGGGAGAGCUAUGGUCUUGAGGAUGGGGCGGCGCUGUAUGCCGUUCAGGAUACGUAUAGCUCGAGUGUGCAGGCGGUGCCGGAGAUUGUGAGUGGUGAGAAGUUGGUGGUUAGGUAUCAGUGAUUAAGCAGAGGUUGUGGUGGGGAAAGGGAGAGCAGGGGUGCAGGGAUAAAGAGGGAUAUAGGGUUGUCGUUUAUAGCGGUGAUUGUGUAAACUGAAAUAAUUGUUGGUAAUCCUGAAAAUAGUUAUCCGAUGUUAUAUUGAAGCUAUACCGCAUGCACUCCAUCAUUAGUAGUUCGACCUGAGAUUAAUCAGUCAUAUAUUAAAGAGGCAUGCUUGCUUCCCUGAUAUACAAACGCAUCUCUCAUGCUCAACUCGGACUCACCAUGCAUCACAAAUCAACCCAACAACACCAAACCAUCCCAUUACCCACUGUCCCCCCCCUGAACCCCCAAACCCAU